Molecule: messenger RNA, 1612 nt
Organism: Pseudomyrmex gracilis
Lineage: Eukaryota; Metazoa; Arthropoda; Insecta; Hymenoptera; Formicidae
Product: spindle assembly abnormal protein 6 homolog
Exons: 4
Coding region: 111-1433 (440 amino acids)
Molecular function (GO): protein binding
Source: RefSeq, a predicted model, not a curated record
UCUGUCAACAAUAACAGUCAACAAUUUUGAAGCGUCCUAACGCUUUAUUUGUGUAUCAGUUUACUAACUGUCACAAUUCACAUAAUCGCGUUUUUAGUUUUUGCCUCGACAUGGAUAACGAUUAUUACUCUACUAUGUAUACAUGGUUUGAAAAGUGUGGAAUCAUAUCCAACGUCAGAACGCAUCUGCGUCAGAACUUGGUGAACGCUCUAAAGCGCAAAGAUCUGGGAUUGUGUAGAAUUAAAGAGCCAAGAUCGGCGAGACAGUACGUUUACGACAUGUUAAUAGCUGAGUACCUGUUUAGUCACAAUUACUCUUUCACCUUGUCGAUAUUUGCUAGCGAGGUUCCGCUUUUAAUGAACUUUUGCAACAGCAUGCCACAGCGUUCAUCUAAUGAUAAUGACAGAGAUGAUAGUAGCAGGCACAAUAAGUUGCCGAGCGAUUACAUUACGCACACACUGGAAACACUGGGCAUCGAUCCGAAAAGAUACGAGAGUCAACAUAUCAUAUCAAGCUACAUGAACAACGAAGCGCCGUUAUUGCUGUCCAUUCUAAGUUCUAUAGCUUCGCUAAUUGAUAGCGCCAAAUCUUCAGGUCAAAAUUCCUCGCACAACAAGGAAACACAAGCUGAUCUCGUAUUGGAAGGAAACAUUGCGAAUGCGAAAAAGAUACAUGCUAUGAGAAAGAAGAUUGUGGAACAGAAGCAACUGUACGACAGCGAAUUGAGAGCGAAGGAAGACGAAUUGAGGCAACAAGUGUCCGUUAUACAAUGUCAACUCAGCUCGUUGAACGCAAAAAUGGAAGAAGCUCAGAGUUUGAUGCAAUUGCUUACACUGAAAGAAAAACAGCUAAACGACAAGAAAGACAGCAAUGCGCAAUAUAUCCUGCGAAAGGAAAUGGAGCUGUCUAUGAAACAAAAUUUUUUAACUCAAGAGGCUAACAGAUUAAAGAGAGAACGAGACACUUGCCGAAAGUUUGAGAUCGACCUAAAGAAGCUGCAACGAGAGCUUGUCAAAAUGCAAAAGGAAAUAUCACAAGGUCACCCGAAUCAGUGCGCGCAGACCAACAACGUUAGAAAUAUUCACGUGCAGACUGACGCGGAGGAGGAGAGUCGCGCGAUAAUGAACGAAUAUCGGACUCUUCAGCGAGAAAAAUUGGAGCUGACGAAUCUUGUGCAGGAGCAACGAUCGAAAAUAGAACAAAUCACGCAGCACAGCGUGCAGUUAUCGCGUCAGUUAGAGGAAGCGAAUUUGUUGCGAUCGGUUCACGUCGAAGUGCCGAUAGCUCAGGUUGUUAGUACGAAUGCGAUCGUUAGUGAGAGCAGUUCUACCGAGGAUAUUCUGCAGGACGCUAAGAUGCGGCUGAAGCGUCUCGAGGAGGAGAGCUCCAAAGCCGAUCAGUGUUUCUGCAGUUUCGUCAGCACCACUUCAUAGCAUUUAAAUUAAUCUUAAAUUAUUUGUAAAAUUAGUCUCUAUAUCGUUAUUAGUAUACGCGCACCGCACAAAACUGGUCUUGCAAAUGCACACACUUCGCACGCACAUCGCUCGAUCAAGAUUAUUCCGUCCCUUAAGAAAAAAAACACAGAAGACUGAAUUAAAACAUGAAAAAAGUA